Molecule: messenger RNA, 5336 nt
Organism: Molossus molossus (Pallas's mastiff bat)
Lineage: Eukaryota; Metazoa; Chordata; Mammalia; Chiroptera; Molossidae
Gene: FBXO21
Product: F-box protein 21
Exons: 12
Coding region: 8-1882 (624 amino acids)
Molecular function (GO): protein binding; DNA binding
Source: RefSeq, a predicted model, not a curated record
GGACAAGAUGGCGACGGCGGCGGCGGCGGCGGCGGUCGAGAGCGCGAUGGAGGUGGUGCCGGCGCCGGCGGACGAGGCCGUGCCCGAGCUGGCGGGCCUCAGCGGCCUGGUCAGCCUGCCGGGCGAGGUGCUGGAGUACAUCCUGUGCAGCGGCUCGCUCGCGGCCUCGGACAUCAGCCGCGUCGCCAGCACCUGCCGGCGGCUGCGCGAGCUGUGCCAGAGUAGCGGGAAGGUGUGGAAGGAGCAGUUCCGGGGGAGGUGGCCUUCCCUUAUGAAACACUACAGCCCCACGGACUACGUCAAUUGGUUGGAGGAAUAUAAAGUUCGGCAGAAAGCUGGGUUAGAAGCCCGGAAGAUUGUAGCCUCCUUCUCAAAGAGGUUCUUUUCAGAGCACGUCCCUUGUAAUGGUUUUAGUGACAUUGAGAAUCUUGAGGGACCAGAGAUAUUUUUUGAAGAUGAACUGGUGUGUAUCCUAAAUAUGGAAGGAAGGAAAGCUUUGACCUGGAAGUACUAUGCCAAAAAAAUCCUUUACUACCUACGACAACAGAAAAUUUUAAACAAUCUUAAGGCUUUUCUUCAGCACUCGGAUGACUAUGAGUCGUAUCUCGAAGGUGCUGUGUUUAUCGACCAGUACUGCAACCCCCUCUCGGAAAUCACCCUCGCAGACAUCCAGACGCAGAUCGGCAGCAUUGCGGAGCUGGUGCGCAAGACCCUCCGCGGCAUCAACAGCCGCCACCCCAGCUUGACCUUCAGGGCAGGCGAAUCUUCCAUGAUAAUGGAGAUCGAACUCCAGAGCCAGGUGCUGGAUGCCAUGAACUAUGUCCUGUAUGACCAGCUGAAGUUCAAGGGGAACCGAAUGGAUUACUAUAAUGCCCUAAACUUAUAUAUGCACCAGGUUUUGAUCCGAAGAACAGGGAUCCCAAUCAGCAUGUCUCUGCUCUACAUGACAGUUGCCCGGCAGUUGGGGGUUCCUCUGGAACCUGUGAACUUCCCAAGUCACUUCUUACUGAGGUGGUGCCAAAGCGCAGAAGGGGCCAACCUGGACAUCUUUGACUACAUCUACAUCGACGCCUUUGGGAAAGGCAGGCAGCUGACGGUGAAAGAGUGCGAGUACCUGAUUGGCCAGCACGUGACUGCAGCGCUGUACGGGGUGGUCAACGUGAAGAAGGUGCUGCAGCGCAUGGUGGGGAACCUGUUAAGCCUGGGCAAGCGGGAAGGCAUCGACCAGUCCUACCAGCUCCUGCGGGACUCCUUGGACCUGUACCUGGCGAUGUACCCGGACCAGGUGCAGCUUCUCCUCCUUCAGGCCAGGCUCUACUUCCACCUGGGAAUCUGGCCAGAGAAGGUGCUUGACAUCCUCCAGCACAUUCAAACCCUAGACCCCGGGCAGCACGGGGCUGUGGGUUAUCUGGUGCAGCACACGCUCGAGCACAUUGAGCGCAAGAAGGAGGACGUGGGAGUGGAGGUGAAGCUCCGUUCCCACGAGAAGCACAGGGAUGUCUGCUACUCCAUCGGGCUCAUUAUGAAGCAUAAGAGGUACGGCUACAACUGUGUCAUUUAUGGUUGGGACCCCACCUGCAUGAUGGGACACGAGUGGAUUCGAAACAUGAAUGUCCACAGCCUGCCUCAUGGCCAUCAUCAGCCUUUCUACAACGUGCUGGUGGAGGAUGGCUCCUGCAGAUAUGCAGCCCAAGAAAACUUGGAAUAUAACGUGGAGCCUCAAGAAAUCUCGCACCCGGAUGUCGGACGCUACUUCUCGGAGUUCACGGGCACUCACUACGUCCCGAACGCGGAGCUCGAGCUCCGCUACCCGGAGGACCUGGAGUCCGUGUACGAGACGGUGCAGAACAUCUACAGUGCGAAGAAGGAGGACGCGGAGUGAAGUCUCCUAGGGGACACUGCACCUUUGCUGCUGCUGCUACCUGCCCAGAGAACAGGACCCCGAAGCCUCCGCCGACCACCAGGAAAGCCACUUGGCCAGGAGCGCUGGUUGCCUCCCCCUAAGUUGAACUCUCUGCUCUCCUCAGCUGCAAAGACAGUGUUGCUCUCCGCCUGCACUAGUGAAUUCCUUGGAAAGGCACUGUGUUCAGUGGCAUGGCUCGUUGCUUGUCCUGUGGUGACAGUCUGUGACAUUCUGUCUUCACGAGGUCGCACAGGCGACACUCUUAUAGUCCCUUCUUAGCUCACUUCUCAUUUGUCUGUCUCGCACUUACCUCCGAUCACUUCACUUGCUGGGCAGAUGGCCGCGCGCCGGCCACACUUCCUGCCUGAUCUCUGGAGCAGGCGCAGCCCCCGCCGGGCUUGUUCGUCUUUAUACCCUGAGUUUAGCUGCUUAUUCAGAGGUGAAGCUAAGUGAUCUUGGCAGCAUCUUGGAGAUGAACAAACUAGUAGUAAUAACACUCAUUUGCAUUUAUUUUCUAACGUGUGAAACAGAUUCCAGGCACUUACCUUUUUCUGUAUUUGAAUUAGAAGAAUAAUAAUUUUCCCUCUUGGAUUUAUGCUCCUAUUUCUAUGAAUCAUUAAUUUUCCAUUUUCUUACAUGAAAGUCUUUGAGGAAAUGCAUAAUAAUGACCUUGGUGAUGGAUUUUUCUCUGUUUAUCCUCCCUUUAACUUUUUAAAUUUUAUUUUAAGACUCCAGUAUCAUGAGUAGCUCUCGAAUCAGUGAUGGGUUCUCUUUAUAGUAGGAAGUACAAUCUGAUGUUAAAAUUUUAAAUGUUUGCUUUUAGAAAUUAUACUUUGAGGUCUUCAAAGACCUAAAAAUGCUAUUUCACUUUUGUACCCAGAAGAAAUACUGGACUUACGAAAGUGAAAAGAGGAGGUCUUGUGCCCCUCGUCAUUCCUGAGACUCACAUUAAGACCUUUUUGAAUGUGGCAGGGUAGAACCGAAAACGUCUUUCACCGUAAGAGUCCCAGCAGUGAGAAAGGAAACGGGAGCAGCCUGCGCUCGCGAGUCCCGUGGCCAUGGAAGCACCCGGCGGAGCCUGUGCUCACGUCCGGGGCGUCCGACUUUGUCCUCAGGCCACGCUGGCUCCUCCACGUUCUUAGUGCCUGGUGCUGAAGGUUCCAAGUCUGUGCGGCUCUGGAACUCCGCCGCCCGAACCCCAGGUCUCCAGCAAGCGAACCUUGUAGUUCACCAGUGGAGGCUAAGUCUGGAGUUAGGGCCUUGUCCCUCCCCUCUGAGUUUGAAAGACUCCAGCUGAUCUGAGAUGAGGCUUUAGGGGACAGGGAUCCAGUCUCCUCGCUGCUUGUGUCCAUUUGCGUGCAGCUCCAUCUCCAUGUCUGAUGACGGCCUCUGCCGAUCCUUCGGAAACCUGGGACGGCUGAGGUCUGGGGACACCACCCGAGACACCUGAUAGCAAGUGAUGGCUGAGGUAAGCAAUUGUUAGAAAGAGAUGGAGAUUUGGCCAGCCGACUUCUUCCAGCCUGAAUUUGCUAUUGUCCAGUGUCCAUGUUCCUCAUCAAAUCCAAAGUCAGGCAAUGUGGACUUGUAUUCGAAAUUGUUCCUCGUCAAAUCCAAAGUCAGGCGAUGUGGACUUGCAUUCGAAAUUGUUCCUCGUCAAAUCCAAAGUCAGGCGAUGUGGACUUGCACUUGCAGUUGUGACCACUCAGCGCCCGCCUGCCCGCGGCUGGGGGUUUUACACUACUGUCAUUUAAAGGUGAAAAUGAGAAAAUGUGGAGUAAAGAUUACCGAGAUGCAUUACCGAGAUGCAUGCUGAGAAUUAUGAUCGUUGGUUUUCUGGCUUGAUUUCCUUUUCUUGUAGAGUCACAUCAGCACUAAGAAAGAUGGUUUUCCCUUUACUGACCCAAUGUAAAUAUGUUUUUAGACUGUUUUCAAAUGUUCCUUCAUGAAGGCUUCAUGCGGCUGCAGGAGGCCUCUCACCUGUGUAAGUUGGUAUUUGGGCACUUUAUAUUUUUCUAAAAACGUGUUUUGGAACCUGUACUCUAAUAAAUCACAAGUUUCUUUUUAAAAAUUUUUCCAAAGUUUUCUCCAUUUUAAAAAGCCCUAUUAUACAAAGUAGAACUUUUGCAAUGUUAAAAUAUUAACUGUUUGGAUAUAGUAACUUCUUUUUCUCUUCCAAUGAAUGCCAAGAUCUGUUUUUUGUACAAUGACUAAUAAAUGGAACUGAUCCAGAGAGACACAGAAAUGGCCUGCCCGAUGUUGUCCCAGGACAGCAGCCCCCCCGCGACCUGUGGCGGGAGUCUCGCCGCUCUUCUGAUCAAACGAGGCGAAAAUGUGCUCUGCCGAAAUUUUUCUUAGCCUUGGUGAGUGAACAGGGUAUCUUCAGACUGAUUUUCCUGCCAAACGUGAAUUUUAUACGCUCGCAAGUAAUCUUGAGAGUAUCUGGUUAUAAAGCAAAGACUGCCGCUUUUCAUCAUGUUAAAAGUGUUUGUGAAACGAGAACUUCGGAAGCUCAGCGAGGAACCCACGCUCUUGGUGCGUCAUUCGCGUCCACCCGAAGCUGUGUGCCGUACCUCCUGCCCAGGAUGCCCGUGGAGCCGGGCUCUCCGUGAUGUCAGCACGCUGUGAGGAGGGGUCGGGGCGCUGCGGUCUCUCUCACGGCCGUCCUCGGCGCUCGAGCCUUGUGACUGUCCCGGAGCGUGCAGCGUGCCCGUCUUCCGGCAUCAGACCCUGGACUGGCCGGUGGGCGCACGCAGGUCCCCGCGGCCCCGGGCGGGCGGCCGGCCUCUCUGUUGUCUGCCCGCACGCUUGUGGAUCACUGUGAGUGCAUUGAUUGACCGCGAGACCCAGCGCUGAACGCUGUUGCUCUGAGUUUACUAUUUCAUCGUAUCUACUUAAUGUUUGAUUUUAAAAUGUCAGGUGUUUCGGUCUUCCCCAACGUGUUAGGUUGAGUUGCGCUUUUACGUCCCAGGCUUGCUUCUGCGCCGUCAAGUCCCCUCGCUGCGAAGGGGAAACACUUGGCCCUCUCAGUCCAUGUUCCAGGUACGCGACACGGAACCACCAGCAGCUCUGUCCUUCGAAGGAAUCUGUGUCCGUUACAACCAAGAUGUCUGUCUUCUGUUUCUGGGAAGAAGGGGCGACCGCUCACCUGGGGGCAGUUUGUUUCCGAAGCCGCUCACCGCUGCUUGCAUGUGUCACUUUGCCUCGCUUGCUCCCUUUGAGCCAGGCCCUGGCCCGAGCGGCCGACGGCCCCCAGCAACCCACAGGCAGGGCCAGGUCGUGAAUAUUUGGGCUGCGUAUGGUCUUAGUCACAUCUUCUUUGUUUUUUAAAAAAUGUACAAAACAUUCUGAGCUCAAGGGCUGCACAGAAAGAGGCCGCAGGCUGGAGGCGGCCGCGGGCCCUCGCUCGCUGAGCCCGGCCGGGGCGGGGCUGCCU